Messenger RNA from Gongylonema pulchrum, 1083 nucleotides. The record is from the annotation of a GenBank genome assembly. NCBI's taxonomy places the organism in Eukaryota, Metazoa, Nematoda, Chromadorea, Rhabditida, Gongylonematidae.
AUGCUAAUUUUCUUGGUAUUUCCUAUCGUUCAAUCGCACUACGCUCAGCUGCAACCUCAUCCACUUACGCCACCGCCAUGUCACUGUCCGUCGAUUGCACCACCUUGUCCACCUCCACCGCCUUGUCCUCCACCUUGCCAGCCACCGCCACCUUGUCCCCCGCAGUUCUGUCCACCGCCACCGCUCUGCCCUCCUCCGCAACCUAUCCUUUGUCCACCACCUUGUCCUCCCCCGCCACCACCAUGUCCACCACCGAUUCCUUGCCCAGCUUUACCACCCUGUCCUAUGUACUGUCCUCCUCCACCACCAUGUCCUUUACCGCUGCCCUGUCCUCCACCAUGUUCCUCGGCUUCUGCACAAUCCUGUCCGCCAGCAGUUCAUCCGCCACAGCAUUAUGCUACUGAGCCUACUGGCUCAAAUUCCUAUAAGUUAGGGCCAUAUUUGGAUGGCCUUCCGGAAAGUUAUCGCGGUAGCUACGACGGUGAAUUUCGUAAUGGUGUUUAUCUUGCAAAUGAUGCCGAUGGGCCAUCCGCGGAACCGCUGCACCCUGACGACUUACUGUCUUCGGGCCUAGGUACCGAGAAGCCAUUCACACGAAUAACGGUCAACAAGGCCGCUGAUGGUAUAGAUGGCUUAUUCGCACCGGGUGAACAGCAAAAUGAGUCACUUGGAGCUUAUGUGCCGGGCAUUAUUGGUGAGGAUGCUUUGCAGCAACAACAAAAUCUGGCGGAAACGAACGGGCGUUCGCUGAUGGAGUCAGCGGAAGGCGCCGGAAGUACAGGCGGGCAUGCUUCCGGCAUACCGAUUGCCGUCCUGAAGUCUCACAAGUUUCUCUUCAAACGGGAUUGUAAGCCGAACACUGCCAGCAGCUGUGGUGAUGAAGAUUCGAGCAUACCUGCCGAGGUCAUUGUCUCAGUUACAGAAAGUUUCAGUUAUUACGUGUUUUGUGUUAUACAACAGCUGGACAAAACGCAUAUUUUCACGCUGUAUGUGCGUGUGCGCGUGUGUGUGUGUGUGUGUGUGUGUGUGUUUGUCCGAGUGCAUUUUGUCCAAACUUUUCGAUUCGGAAACCACAAAAGCUAG